UCUCUCUCUCUCUCUCUCUCUCUCUCUCUCACACACGGAAUUCGAUCGAUUGGAUGGAGAUGGAAUAUGCGAGGGAGUUUCCGUACAACCACACGGAUCGGCGACCUAGGAAGCGACCGAGGUUAGCAUGGGACCUCUCGCAUACUCCAAAGGCCCAAUCUGGAAUAAAUUAUGGGCAAGUCCUCGGAAAUGUGUCAAGCUUUGGACAUUCAAGGGUACACUCGGAUCAUGCUAGUCUAUUUGUGAAGGAACUGGCUCAAAAAGGCUCUCCACCAUGGCGACAUGAUGACAAGGAUGGACAUUACAUGUUUGAGCUUGGAGAGAAUUUAACUUCUCACUAUAAGAUCCUCAGAAAAAUUGGUGAAGGUACCUUUGGUCAGGUUUUGGAAUGCUGGGAUAGAGAAGCGAAAGAGAUGGUUGCAAUUAAAAUAGUCCGAAGUAUUAAGAAGUAUCGUGAAGCUGCAAUGAUAGAAAUUGAUGUUCUCCAAUUGCUUGGAAGAUAUGAUCGAUAUGGCAGUCGUUGUGUACAAUUACGGAACUGGUUUGACUAUCGUAAUCAUGUUUGUUUAGUAUUUGAGAAGCUUGGACCAAGCUUAUUCGAUUUUCUUCGGAAAAACAAUUAUCGCUCAUUUCCGGUUGAUCUAGUCCGUGAGAUUGGCAGACAACUGUUGGAAUGUGUAGCAUUCAUGCAUGCAAUGCACCUCAUCCAUACGGAUUUGAAGCCUGAGAACAUACUUUUUGUUUCUCCAGAGUAUGUGAAAAUACCCGACUACAAGGUACAUUUUACAUCUAUUGUGAAGAUCUCAAUGAUGCUCCUUGACUAA
This is a messenger RNA of Ilex paraguariensis (yerba mate), 824 nucleotides long. The record is from the annotation of a GenBank genome assembly. Lineage: Eukaryota; Viridiplantae; Streptophyta; Magnoliopsida; Aquifoliales; Aquifoliaceae.